Messenger RNA from Biomphalaria glabrata, 4237 nucleotides. RefSeq lists its product as uncharacterized. The record is from RefSeq and is a predicted model, not a curated record. The transcript is spliced from 3 exons. Gene Ontology annotation, biological process: intracellular signal transduction. Gene Ontology annotation, molecular function: protein binding. NCBI's taxonomy places the organism in Eukaryota, Metazoa, Mollusca, Gastropoda, Planorbidae. The coding region runs from base 853 to 2172 and encodes 439 amino acids.
AUUUUAUUCUAGAUGAUACUCAGUUAUAACUCAGUACUGAGUAUUAUACUAACUGUAAAUUAUUAGCCUAAUUUUAAGUGACUUAAAUUAGCAUCUUUACUUUUACUACCGUCGAUAUCUUAAAUUAUCUAUUAUUACUGUAUUAUUACUACUACUACUAUUAGUAGUAUUACUAUUAGAUCUAGUAUAGAUCUAAUUAUUGAUAGAUUUUGAAUUCAUUGAUAUAGACAUAGAAUACUCAUACUGAUACUGAUAGAAUAGAUCUAAUCUAGACUAAUAAUUGUAACUCAUUAAUUAAUUAAAUUUGUCACCAGUGUCUAGUAAAUCUGAAUUUAUUAUUACAUUACAUAAUAUGUAUUUGAUCAUAAAAUUUAAUUAGUAUUCAUAGUCAUCAUUCAUAGCCGAGACUUAGACUAGAUUUGACUAGAUAACUAGAUCUAUAUAAUUCUCUAAUUGAUCUCGAGUAAUUCAUAGAUAGAAGAAGGGUAUCAGAUCAAUGAGAUGCCCAUUAUCAGUCUAUCUGUAGUAAUAAAAAUAAGCUAAUUUAGAAUCUAGUGUCUAGUUGUAGAUUUAUUGCUUAUAUUACUUAUAAAACUAUAAUUUAGAGUCUAUAUGCAAAAAUAUAUUUAAUGUUAAUUUCAUAUUUUAAUUUUCUACUAAUGUUUACACUAGACUGAUUAGGGAAUCAGUAGAUCAGAUAAUCAUUAAUAGAUCUAGUUUUAUGGAAUCUUGAUAUUGAUUUUUUUUCUUGGAUUAAAUGAUUGAAUUGUAGAAUCAAGAUCUAGAUCUAGUUACUAGAUUAAGAUACCCUGGUAAGAGAGAAAUGCUAUAGAUCUUAAGAAAUCAUAAACAAUGGGACUGGAUUUAUCUACUGUCAAGCAAGUAUUGAGUGUUCAGUCUGUAUCUGAAGGAUGUCUCCCUUUAACACCUUAUGUCACUUUUCCAAAAGAACAAUGGCCUUGUGAUGACAAAGGUUUGGUGACAGAUUUUCAUGCUUUGCCUGAUAAAUUAAUGCAAAUUGUACAAAGCAACAAUUGGUAUUGGUGGUGUGAUGCUCAGUUUGUUCCCUUUAAAGACAUCAGUUUGUUUACUGCUUCCUCUGUUUAUGAACCCAGACCUGACAGACGCUGGUCUCAUGUUUCACACAUGCCCAAUGGAAAAGUAGUUUUAUAUCAGCUAUGGUCACCAGACAGAAUUGAAUGCAAUAUAUAUAGUCGCACAAACAGUACAGUGUUUCCAAGAGUUUGUCCACAUCCCCUGGGUGAGCUUGUGGCCUACUGUGGUACUGGGGAAGUUGUUAUCAUGUCAGAUAAUGGAGAUCCACUCUAUUCCAGAAGUCGGGACUUAACUAAUGCAGUUCAUGUCUACUGCACAGUAGCCAAUAAUGGCAUUAGUUUUGCUUGCUUGAAGCGUGGGAUGGGUGUGUUCUUUCUGGAGCAUCACCAUCUUGACUCGACCAUGAUGAUCCAUGACACCAUCCGUUGCAAUCAAAUUUGCAAAGAAUUUGUCCCUUUAAAAACUGGAAAUGACUGUGUAGCUUGCAAGUUCUCACCCAAUUCAAAGCAAAUAGCUGUGAGUAUAUCAACAGGAAUUUUGUUUGUAGUCAAACGUUGUAGACUUGAAAAAGUGUGCAUCAUCUGUCCUGAUAUGAUUGAACAAAGACUAUCUUCCGCCGAAUCUUUUGACUAUGACCCUCGUUUUCCAUCAGAAGUUCUUUCCCUUGCCACCAAAGAUAACUUCAUUUAUACUAUUCACAUUCCUACUGCAGAUCAACUUUGCUCAACACAAACUGUGGAUUUAGUAGAUUGUCUUAUUUACAGCCACGAUGGCUGCUUGAUUGCUGCUGGCUUCCACAACUUUAACAUCACUGUCUACAGUAGUCAAGAUCUGGCACCUUUCCAUGAGAUCUCAAUGUCCAGCUUGUGCCAAGACAUUGUCAGGGUCCAGAGAGACUAUCCAAGUGUCCUUCACCUAAGUUUUUCUCAAAAUGCUGAGCACCUGGCCAGCACAUCAUCAGAUGGACAUGUCCGGCUGUGGAGAAUAGAACGCAUGUUUAGCUUACAAGAGCUGUGCAGAGACAGAAUAUUACAAAGUAUUCCAGUUUACAAAGUGAAACAAUUAAACAGCAUUCCAGACAAGAUCAAAGAUUUCAUUGUGUACAAGUAUUUUUAAAUCCUAGCUAUCAGUUUGUUACAAAACUUAGAUCAACUUCAUGUCUGGUAAAAAGUUUGAACACAUUUUUUGUGCUUUAUCCAUACUCAGAUCAAGUUGAAACUUUGCACAAUUAUUCAUUGGCAUAGGCAAUACAUGAAUUAAAAAAAACAAUUAGUUAAUUAAUUAUUGGUAAUUAAUCACUUUGUUUGAUACUGAUAAGGGAAAUGAAUCCUUCAAUAUUCAAAGAAAUUGCUAAAUAUGUAGGGUUUUGUUCCUUUUAGAUAAUAAUGCUCAUUAUUUCCCCCACACCCUUUCUUGGAUCAAGUUGAAACGUUAUACAAUUACUUAUGCUACCUAACAAAACAUGAAUCAAUUAAGAAAAAAAAACAACUAACCAAUUAGCCAAUUAAUUACUGCUAAUUAAUUAUUUUGAUAUUCAAGAAGGGAAAUAGUUUCUACAUUAUAGAGAUAUAUGUGAAGUUCCUCCAUUUAGAUAAGCUCUGUUUUUAUAUAAAAAAAAGUAUUUUUAUUUUCAGCUUUGCACCAAGAUAAAUGAAAAAAUAUAUUUGAAAACUUAAUGAAUAAAUAUAUAAGACCACGACUCACUUAAGGGAAUUGAUACUUGAUUUCAGAUUGUUCCCUUAGAAGGUCUUUCAUUUUGCUGUUGUGUUUUAUUAUUAUUAAGGUACCUUAUUCGUUUCAAUCAAAUGGGAAUUCUUUCAUUUGUCUCUUAUUGAUUGUGGCAUUUUACGUCUCCAGAGACGAUCUUUUACUUUUGCAACUUCUCUUGUGACUAAAGAGGACAAUCUUUGAUGCACAGCCGCGGUCACAGGUUGGGCAUAUGUAAUCAGCUAUGGGAAAACCUGGGUUGUAAAUUAGGUCUAAGGCUAAGUGAGUAAACCCUAACAGAAAAUCCAGUUUUGAAGCCCCAUAGGUGGGAGGACAGUGGUAUAAUAAUAAUAAUAAUAAUAAUAAUAAUAAUAAUAAUAAUAAUAAUAAUCUUUAUUAUCCGUAAGGAAAUUUGUCUUACAAUUUGUGCAUUACACCAAACAAAAACAUUAUAACUAUAAGAAACCAAAGUGUACAUUCACACCAGACUCACUCAUAAUUUACAUGUGACAAAGUUUAUACCAGAUUGUUCUUAUUUAAUGAUUUGAUUGCCAGGGGAACAAAAGAGUGUUUGUGUCUGUUUGUCUUUGCUAUCGGUGUCUUGUAUCUCUUUUGUGAUGGUAAAAUCACAAAGUCCUGACACAAAGGGUGAUUCUUUAUUAAGACUACUGCUCUCUGGCAAACUCCUGCAUCCACCUAACCCCUAAUGGCAAUGGCUUUCCAUCCUUUUGGACCCGGUCAGUAUGGAAGAGAGGCGAGUAUUGACGCGUGGGCAGCCCAGCACUCGCUAAUUUGUCUCAUAAGUGUUCACAAAUACCAGCACACAACCUGCAAUGAUAAUCUUAGACCUACCCAUGUUUAAAAUAGAAGCUUUUGGCACAGCCUACUAGUUUCUAAUGAAUUUACUUAAUCAGACACCCACCGAGUGUCCAUAAAAUAUUAUGGUAGCAGUUUAAUUUCAUCAUAAUCUGGUGAUUUUAAUUCACUUCAAUUAUCAUGAUAGACAGGUCACAACCGUUACAGGCAGAAACAUUCAUUGAGAUAUUAUUGUAAGAUAACUAGGUUAAAUCUCCUUUAUAAAUUAUUGAUUGAGAAUUUAUAAUAUCAGCCUAAUACUUAUAUAUAACAGUCUUAAUAUAAUAUAUAUCCAAUGUACAUUUCAGGGUAAAUUGGUAAAUGCUUUAAUAGGAAACAGUACAAUGACUAACUUGAUUUGAGAUAGUCUGAACUCUUAUAUAUUCUAUGUUUUGUUUUAGAAUAAAAGUCUCUCUCAUAUGAUCAUAAUAAUUAAAUAAUAAUGCAGAAGAGGUUACUGUUUUAAUAAAUGUUGUGCUCUUUUUGUGUGUGUGUGUGAGACACAGAUCAAAUUUUGUGUAUAAUUCUUUUUUUUAUUCGGUGAUAAAUCAUUUAUAAACUAAUCUGUUUUGUGUAUAUGUUAAAAAUGAAAAAUACAGCACUGAUUGUUUUCUUUCUA